GCAUAGGAGGCUGAACCGACGCAACAAAAGGAGGAAGUCACCUUUGAAAGUAGAGGGCACACCUGUGAUACUACCUGACAGUCAAAGAGAGCACAGAGUCGUUGCUGUGCUUUAAGGAUUAUGGCAAGGACUACUGCCAACGGCAACUUAAAACUAUACUUGAACAAGAACGGACUGAAAUGCGAAGAUAUCAAGAGAAACGGCUACCACAACAGGAGAGAGGAUUUUGUACCGCUUUAUCAAGAUUUUGAGAACUUUUACACUCGAAACCUGUACAUGAGGGUGCGAGACAACUGGAAUCGUCCCAUAUGCAGCCUGCCUGGACCUGUCUUUGACCUGAUGGAGAGGGUGUCUGAUGACUACAACUGGACAUUCAGGUUAACCGGGGGGACAAUACACAAGGUCAUCAACAUGGGCUCCUAUAACUACCUCGGUUUUGCUGAGAACAACGCUGAUUUCCUGAAAACUGUGGCAGAGAAAACGCGCCAGUAUGGGGUUGGGGUUGGCAGCACACGGCAGGAAAUGGGUAACCUGGGCAUCCAUGAAGAGCUGGAACAACUAGUGGCCAAUUUCCUCCAAGUAGAAUCCUCCAUGACCUUUGGAAUGGGUUUUGCCACCAACUCGAUGAACAUUCCAGCACUUGUUGGGAAGGGUUGUUUGAUACUGAGUGAUGAGCUCAAUCACACAUCUCUCAUCUUAGGGGCCAGACUGUCAGGGGCUGUAAUCCGGGUGUUCAAUCACAACAACAUGCACAGUCUGGAAAAGAUGCUAAGAGAGGCAGUUUCCUCAGGGCAGCCACGGACCCACAGGCCCUGGAAGAAGAUCCUCAUCAUGGUGGAAGGCAUCUAUAGCAUGGAGGGCUCGGUGGUGCGACUUCCUGAGAUCAUUGCUCUGAAGAAGAAGUAUAAAGCCUAUCUGUACCUGGACGAGGCCCACAGUAUCGGAGCAGUGGGACCAACUGGGAGGGGCGUGACCGAGCUGUAUAAUGUGAACCCCUCCGAUGUGGAUGUGAUGAUGGGCACCUUCACCAAGAGCUUUGGAGCUGCUGGAGGCUAUAUCGCAGGGAAAAAGGAGCUGGUGGACUACCUGCGCAGUCAUUCUCACAGUGCGGUAUACGCCACGGCCAUGUCCCCUCCAGUCACUGAGCAGAUCAUACGUGCCAUGAAGUGCAUCAUGGGAAAAGACAAGAGCACAGAAGGCAUUAGACGGAUCCAGAAACUGGCAGAGAACACCAGAUACUUCAGGGCCAGACUGAAAGAGAUGGGCUUCAUCAUCUACGGGAAUGAUGACUCACCUGUGGUUCCAAUCCUGCUCUACAUGCCAGGCAAAGUGGUGGCUUUCGCUCGAGAAAUGCUGGCGAGGAAAAUCGGUGUAGUGGUAGUCGGCUUUCCAGCCACGCCGAUUACAGAGGCCCGAGCUCGCUUUUGUCUGUCUGCAGCACACACCAGAGCCAUGCUAAAUCAGGUGCUGCACCAUAUGAACGAGGUGGGAGACCAUCUCUGUCUGAAGUUCUCCCGACUGAAAUAUUCCUCUUGUCCAAACCUCCAUGAUGACACAGACUUUGAGCUGCCCAGUUAAUAGGACCCUUGACACCUUCACCUCACAGUGUCAAAAUUAAGUCUGGUGUCCAUGCCACAGCAGACACAAACACACAACUUAAAGCAAGAGGGGCCAAAUGUUUAGCAGCUGCAUUUUAUACGUUUGUAAAACAUUAUGAUUACCUGUAAAUCUUAACGAGACUCUACAUGAACUAUUUAAAUGCUUUACUUCUGAAUACAUUUACAUGCGAAUACACAUUAAAUUAUUGCACAAGCGAGCUGGACUGUACCGUGUACAGUAAAAUAUCUUGAGUCACAUACUGUUAGUAGAGUUGUUGAGAGAACCUUUUUUACACAGUUAUUCUAUUUACACAUGUCUAUGCAUUUGACAUUGAAAACAUUUUAUGGAGGAGGUUUUUGCUUCUCAUAAAUUGAUAUCAGCCACCAUUUAUUACAAAUGCCGGUUGUGGUUAUUAUUAGUAUAUGAUGCACACGCUCUACAAAAUUGAUGUAAGGAGUCCCAUUAAUUUCCUGAACAUGAAGCGAUAGAAGUAAUGGAAAAGGCAUUUGUAGUUUGAAGUUGUUCCCCGAGUGUUAAGGUUAUUUUUUAUUUUCUUCGAAAAGAACACAAAAAACUGCACAUGAAAACUUCCUGAAAGGGUUUUGGAAUAGAAAGGUAGAUUAAUUAUCCAGAUGAGAGAAGGUUUCUUAAAGAACCACACCUUCUCUUUGGAACUGUGUUAAUUUCCUGACAAAACGUUUAUUCACAUUACUCAAGGCUGAACAUAUUAGGCAAAAGAUGAGCGAGAUGCCUUAUGUUGCGUUCCUUUGUGUACUGUUUUUAUAAAAACUUUCCUCCGUUUAACGCCACUUUCAUCUCCACAGCCAAUGAUAACCUUCCUGUAAAUAAUAGAUUGUGACGCAAUUACUUAACUGAGUUAAAUCUCAACAACCUCUGUGCAGAACAAAAAACGGUGUUAUGGCAAGUUUAGUGGCCAGACUGCUCACAUUCACCUAGUCUUAACGGCUUAAUUGUUGUUUUAAAGACCUGCUCUUCUCUUUCACACACAGACUGCGUAACAGUUGUGAAGGUAAGCAUGCAGAGUAUGCAGCACAUGAGCCAACACAAAUCUAACCUAGCAAUUAGCGCGUAUGGGGUAAUCAUUUGAUUGACACAGGAAGGAUUAUAGAUAGAUGAUAAAUGUGUUUUCACAAUGUGUCAGAUCGGUUCUAGUCGACACUUGUUUGCCCUCGGGACGUGUUUUUUUUCCUCCCCAUAAACAACAUGGUGAUGAAAUUUUACAUGGGAAUUUUAUAUCGAAUUAAAGGGAAAUAAGCAAUCCUGGGGGAAACAAAUGCUGGAUGAACUGCAAACUGUUUU
This is a messenger RNA of Etheostoma cragini (Arkansas darter), 2919 nucleotides long. RefSeq names its product serine palmitoyltransferase, long chain base subunit 3 (gene sptlc3). The record is from RefSeq and is a predicted model, not a curated record. Gene Ontology annotation, cellular component: serine palmitoyltransferase complex. NCBI's taxonomy places the organism in Eukaryota, Metazoa, Chordata, Actinopteri, Perciformes, Percidae. The transcript has 11 exons. Gene Ontology annotation, biological process: ceramide biosynthetic process; sphingosine biosynthetic process. Gene Ontology annotation, molecular function: serine C-palmitoyltransferase activity; pyridoxal phosphate binding. Bases 121 to 1578 code for a protein of 485 amino acids.